This is a messenger RNA of Bufo bufo (common toad), 2473 nucleotides long. It is a transcript of the gene HIKESHI, whose product is annotated as heat shock protein nuclear import factor hikeshi. The record is from RefSeq and is a predicted model, not a curated record. Gene Ontology annotation, cellular component: nucleus; cytosol. The coding region runs from base 91 to 684 and encodes 197 amino acids. The transcript is spliced from 5 exons. Gene Ontology annotation, molecular function: nuclear import signal receptor activity; Hsp70 protein binding. Gene Ontology annotation, biological process: protein import into nucleus. NCBI's taxonomy places the organism in Eukaryota, Metazoa, Chordata, Amphibia, Anura, Bufonidae.
CCGUCUAUCCGCAGGUUUUUCUGGAAGUUUCUGGACUGAGGUCCGGAGCCGGGGCGCACGGAGCGCACGGAGCACCGGGAGGCUGAGGACAUGUUCGGCUGCCUGGUGGCAGGGAGGCUGGUGCAGACAGAUGCUCAGCAGAUAGCAGAGGAUAAGUUUGUCUUUAACCUGCCUGACUAUGACAGCAUCAACCAUGUGGUGGUGUUCAUGCUGGGAACGAUCCCCUUCCCGGAGAGAAUGGGGGGUUCUGUGUACAUCUCCUACCCCGAUCACAGCGGCAUGCCUGUCUGGCAGCUCCUCGGAUUCAUCACAAAUGAAAAACCCAGCGCCAUAUUCAAAAUCUCCGGACUGAAAUCUGGAGAAGGGACGCAGCACCCAUUUGGAGCGAUGAGUUUACCGCAGACUCCUUCGGUAGCGCAGAUUGGCAUCUCCGUGGAGCUGUUGGAGCAGCUGGCACAACAGACUCCAGUAGCCAACGCUGCCGUGUCCACCGUAGACUCCUUCACCCAGUUCACCCAGAAAAUGCUGGACAACUUCUAUAACUUUGCGUCCUCGUUUGCCGUGACUCAGGCACAGAUGACCCCGAACCCGACUGAAGCCUUCAUCCCGGCAAACGUUGUUCUGAAGUGGUACGAGAACUUCCAGAGGCGCCUUGCACAGAACCCGUUCUUCUGGAAGACGUAAACAGGAGGCGUCCACAACCGGCAUUCUGAGUGACAUUGUGUGCCUCUCCUUAACACUUUAUUUGCUGGACGAACCCUUCUUCGUUUCCCCCAGCAGAGUGUUUUGAAAACCCUUGGGCACGGCCCGGUACCUGCUUUUUUCGGCAGAUAUCGGAUAACGACGAUGAGGAUAUAUACAUAUAUAUGUCCGGGGUUUGGGCUCUGGCAGCUGCUUUAUGGGGCUAUGAAAGGGUUAAUACCACAGUGGGCAGCCCCCAGCUCCUCGUACGUGCGUCUUAUUCAAUAAUUCUGUUACUAAACCUGUUUUAAGGUUCUUUGUGAUAGGGUUGUGCUUCGUUUCUCCAUUUAUCAUGAAAAUCCUUCUUCUUAUUAUUUUUUUUAAAUCUAUACAUUAUUAUUUUUUAUUUUUAUUUUUGCUAAGACUCAUGGACAUUUGUGGCCAAUCCAGCAAGCACCGUCUAAAGGAGGCCUUAUUGCUCUCCAUUGGCCUACAUCAAAGCAGGCCUGGUUACCCACAGCAGCCAAUCACAAUGCAGCUUUAAUUUUCCCCCAGGGGUUUGAGAAAUGAAAGCCGAGCUCUGAUUGGUUGCUAUUGGCAACCAGGCCUGUUGUUUCAGGCUGUUUUGAUGAGGCCCAGUAAAGAUUUACUAAGCAAAAUGUGGCAGAACAACGUCACAGACAUGAAGGAGAGGGCCUGCUCCAAAUUUAUUGUACAUUUUACACACUUUUUGGGCCUACCCAGUAGGCUAGAGAAAAGGGUGUUGCUAAUUAGUUGUCAAGGGCCAAAUCUGUUAAAGCUUGCUGCCAUCGGCCUACAUGUACAUAGCGUAGGAAAGAGAAACGGGUCUGAGGUGUCUAGUGGGUUGCGCCAAAUGUCUAAGCCCUCAGCCAUUUUGAGAAAUUAAGACCCAUUUUUUACCACUUCGUAAAUAAUUGCCCCAUUUCAUGACACUGGUCUACAUAAUUUUUUUUCCCCUUUCUAUCCUUUUUUUUUGUAAAAUUACGAUUGCUGCUUUGUUGUGACGUCUCAAUAAGGAAUAAUAUUUAAAGGGUUAUUCCCAUCUAGGAUAUUGGGGGUAUAUUGCUAGGAUAUGCCCCCAAUGUCUGAUAGGUGUGGGUCCCGCACCUAUCCUUAGAUCUGAGCCCGCAAAGUGACGGCGCAUGCGCAUCUGCCCUCCAUUCAUUUCUGUGGGGGUGCUGAAAAUAGCUGAGCACAUCGCAUUUUUGGGAAGCAUACCUCGCAAGAGCGGCCACGGCUCCAUUUACUUCUAUGGGGCUGAUGCAAGCAGCGGAGCCAAAGCUCCCAUAGAGAUGAAUGGAGGGCGGCUGUGUGGUGCGCUUCCCAUUUGAGGGCUCCUUUCUAAAGGAUAGGGUCACAGAGACCUGUACCUAUCAGACAUUGAGGGCAUAUCCUAGCGAUACGCCCCCCAGUGUCCACGAUGGGAAUACCCCUUUAACAGAAUUUUUUUGCUUGCAGUGAUAGGGACGUGGCUGCGUUUUUCCCCAAACCCUCCCAUUCGCGUUGUGCUAUGCUACUGGUAUCUGUAAGACGUUUAGUUAAUGCCAAAAAUUAUGGCAGCUGGAUGUAGUCGUAUCUUAUGCUCUGCUCUCGGCAAAUGAGGCCAAACCCACGGCACCAUGGCGGGGACUUGGACUGCUCUGAUCACGAGGCGUCUGCCACGUAAAUGGCAUGCUCACAUAGAGGACACGCCCUAUAGGUUGUGAAACUAUACAGUUUGAGCUUUGCUCUCAUUUUAUGCUUUAAAUAAACUUUUGUGCCAUAAAGUGAA